Molecule: messenger RNA, 4333 nt
Organism: Microcebus murinus (gray mouse lemur)
Lineage: Eukaryota; Metazoa; Chordata; Mammalia; Primates; Cheirogaleidae
Gene: KAZALD1
Product: Kazal type serine peptidase inhibitor domain 1
Biological process (GO): regulation of signal transduction; regulation of cell growth
Cellular component (GO): extracellular region
Molecular function (GO): insulin-like growth factor binding
Source: RefSeq, a predicted model, not a curated record
GCGCCCCGGCCAAUCCACAAAAAUUUGCCGAGAAUAUACUGUGCCGCUAGGUGUGUGGCUAGGUUUACAAGAUACUAUGGUGUGCUAAGCACGAUUUCUACUACCAGAGGCUUAGAGUAGAGCAAAGACUGAAAGCAAACAACCCGCUAUUAUAAAAUAGGGUAAGAGUUUCUAAGACCGCGGAGAUUGCGGUUGAAAAAUCGGCUCCAGGGCUUAGAAGCCCGUAGCAAUUCAUUGAGAGAUCCCGGACUGCUUCCGCUCUGUAUCCAGGCAACAAUCUCCGCCCACCUGGUGUUUUGUCGGGGCCAGGAACCACCACGCCGCCACGGGUGGUUCCAUUUGUCAGCUCCGCAAGUCCCCCUCUCCGGCCUGUUUCAGGGCUUCCUGAAGUUCUCUGACAGUUCACUUCUGCACUACGUCGACACUACCGUUGCCCUAAAGGACAAGGGCAAAGGAUAACUCACAACUGCGGGCCACAGCUGGCUCCGCCCACUCUUUUUCCGGUUUAAAACCCGCGGGCUUUCCCUGUUCUGAAUUCCUAGAUUUCCUGUUCUGAUUCUCGCGACAGUUGCUAGACCUCGCGUGAAGCUCGCUUCCCGUGCCUCCUUUGAGUUUGAGAUCGGGUGGCAGCCUGUCCUCGCCCAUCUCGUCAGAAUCCCACUGGCCAAGGAUAGCAUCUGCGUGGCUCGGGAGCCCCUAUGUGAAAGGUCUUGGCCGAGCUCUGGUGCGCUCCUCGAAGGCAGAGUCCCCGGCCGCCUCCCGAGCUUGGCUCUCUGGGGCUCCAGUGCGCAUGCGGAGGCCAUCCUGGUGGGCCCUGCUGGGGCGGCCGCCCGGGCCCGGCCUGACUAAAUGCCGCCUCCUCCCUGGCUGCAUUUGGCUGUUUCCGCCCCCUACCAGCUUGACUGCGGCGCGGCUUCUCCCUGAGUGCCACGGUGGCGCUGGUGGCGGCCGAGAGACAGAAUGCCUACAGCCCUGCCAGCUUCGCAACCAUAACCUGUAAUCCCGACCUGAGCCCCGCCCGCCUCUCCUGCGGCCGCUCGUCGCCUUCCUCUAAUCACUCGGCUCAUCAUCGGGUUGAAGCACCUGCCGGAUGUGGGCAGGGAGGAGGAGGGCAGAUGUUAGCGCCGUCUCCGGUCCGCGCCCCGGUGGCGAAGCUGGGUGGGCAAACCUGCAAUUGCUCCCAGGAAGCCGACCCUGGGCUGCGUGGAGGCGACGUUGGUUGGCCCUGCCCUCCAGGAGUGCCCAGACAUCGACGUAAAAUGACUUGGCACCAGAGCCCUUACCACUUCCCCGUUAUGCAUCUGCUCGAGACUACCCCAGGGACUGUAAAGUCAGAUGGGACAGGGCCUAGCCGUUCAGCCAGCACUUCUCAGCCACUUCCCUACCCCCACUCCCCGUCUCCAGUCCUCACACCCCCCUUCUCUCCCAGCUUCGGUGUCUGGUUACGGCUCCUCUGCUCUCAUUGUGACUUUGGGCCAGGCUAGGGGGGAAUGGUCCGGGAAGGUCCCGUGAGGCUGCACGAAAUUGGCAGCUUCUCAGCCUCAGGACUAGGGGGAAGGCGGGUGUGCGACGUCGAGGGGCGGGGAGAGGGGGCGGAGGAGCUGCUCUCUGAAUCCAAAUCUGUAGGCCCUCAGAAAUCCUCAGGCGGGAGCAGAGGUGGCUGGCGGGCCCAGCCUACUGCACCUCUGCUUUCUUUCCAUCACCUUUUUCGGACUGGAAUCACGACUGCUCCCAAGGGCCCAGUCCUGGACACUAGGGUGCCACGAACGUGCUGAUGCCCCGAGUGCUCACAGGGCUUCCAGCUAACCAUGCCGCAGUCUCUGGUAACUGCCUUGGCGCUGCCUCUGCUACUGCUAUUGCUGGCGGUGCGGACGCCGCCCCCGACCGGCGCAAGGCCAUCCCCAGGCCCGGAUUACCUGCGGCGUGGCUGGCUGCGGCUGCUUGCGGAGGGCGAGGGCUGCGCUCCCUGCCAGCCAGAAGAGUGCGCCGCGCCGCACGGCUGCCUGGCGGGCUGGGUGCGCGAUGCGUGCGGCUGCUGCUGGGAAUGCGCCAAUCUCGAGGGCCAGCUCUGCGACCUGGACCCCAGUGCUCACUUCUACGGGCGCUGCGGCGAGCAGCUUGAAUGCCGGUUGGACGCAGGCGGCGACCUGAGCCGCGGAGAGGUGCCGGAGCCGCUGUGUGCCUGCCGCUCGCAGCACCCGCUCUGCGGGUCCGACGGCCGCACCUACGCCCAGAUUUGCCGCCUGCAGGAGGCCGCCCGCGCUCGGCCAGAUGCCAACCUCACUGUAGCGCACCCGGGGCCCUGCGAAUCGGAGCCCCAGAUUGUGUCACAGCCAUACGACAUUUGGAAUGUGACAGGGCAGGACGUGAUCUUUGGCUGUGAGGUGUUUGCCUACCCCAUGGCCUCCAUCGAGUGGAGGAAGGAUGGCUUGGACAUCCAGCUGCCAGGAGAUGACCCCCACAUCUCUGUGCAGUUUAGGGGUGGACCCCAGAGGUUUGAGGUGACUGGUUGGCUGCAGAUCCAGGCUGUGCGUCCCAGUGAUGAGGGCACCUACCGCUGCCUUGCCCGCAAUGCCCUGGGUCAGGUUGAGGCUCCUGCUAGCCUGACAGUGCUCACGCCAGAUCAGCUGAACUCUACAGGCAUCCCCCAGCUGCGGUCACUAAACCUGGUUCCCGAGGAGGAGGCUGAAAGUGAAGAGACUGAGGAUUACUACUAGGUCCAGAGCUUGGGCUCAUUGGGGUGGGUGAGCAGGCAUGGUGCUCAAUCCCUGCUUUUGAAAAGACCUAGAAAGGGGGAGCAGGGUCCUUUCAUGGAUUGCUUUAAUGAUCUUAGUAGGGAUGAUCAUGGUGGUAGGGGAUCUACUUGCCUCCAGGGUGGAAGGGGGUGGUAGGGGAGAGAGAGAAGCUGAAGGAGGGUAGGGAGAGAGGCAGAGAAUAGGAGAGCUGCUGUGCAAAGGUGCCCCUGCAGGAGAUGCCCUGGCUGGGAGAUUUCCGACACCCAAGGCUGGGGUGCGGGGUGAGGCAGACACAAAGAGCACAGUCACCGGGGUCCUCCACCUCUUUGCGGCAGCCCCCUCCCAUCCCUGCUCAACCAGUCUCUUCUAACUGCCCUUCCCCAAAGGCCCUGUUCCUGCUAUUUUUCUGGUCCCUAACCAUUAGCUAACCUGUCUUCUGCAAGUUUUCCCUCUCUUUUAAGUCCUAGUUGCACUUACUAACUGCAGUCGUCUUACUGUUUGCCGUCUUUUGUACAAGAAAGUGGAGUGGAGCACUGUUUAGUUCCCUGCAGUAAGACGGGCAGGGCCAGCUCCAUAUCUUAUACCACUCUAUUAGACAAAGCCUAGCACAGGACUAGGCACAGUAAGCACCAAUAAAGAUUUAUAAACGAACGGAGCCACACAGAUGCACAGAUAUUUUAUGCAGAUGUGCACAUGAAGGUCAGAUAUCCCUGGGAGGCCUCCCACACUAAUAGGACUCUGGCUUGCAGAAGCGCAGGUCCUGCUCUCUAAGCACGUGCUUGCCAAAUGUACAGAGGGAAGUCAUGAGCCCUCUAGGGGGAGAAAGUGGAGCCAUUUGGCUGGAAGGAGGGUGUCCUCUCAGUCUGCCCUCCUUUGGGGCUGGUAUACAGAUAGUUACCUGCCCCUCUGUUCAUCUUACUCUGGUCUCCUCCCUAGGCACGGUGGGGAAUCAGGUAUGUGUGGGUAGGACCCCAAAAUGAAAGCAUAAAUGGGAUAGGGGAGGGGAGAAGUUUGGCCACCAGUGUGGCCUUCCCCAACUCCCAUAGGAAUCUCUUUCCGGACUGAACCCAAGGCCAUGGUAAGCCUGUUUCCUGACUGUCCCAAUUGUGACCUGUCCUAUCUGGCUUGGGGUCCCUCGCAGAACCGCAUUCUUUGGCUCCCCAAAUCUCUCCCCUCAUUCUUUUUACGUCGCUCCGGGACACUGGUGAGACCCAGUGUUUGCCGAAUGAUUGAAGGAAAGAAUGAAAACCUAAGUCAGUGAAGCCAAGACGCCGUGUGCGGAUGGCGACGGCCUCCUACGCUCCUGGGCUCCGCCCGGAGCCUGGCGCCACCGCGGCAGGGACAGCUCUUGGCUCGGCGUCUGACUUUGUCCUCUGGGGCCCAAUUGAGGGGCCUGUCCUCUUGGGAGGGGCGUGGUCCAAACCCCAACCCCAGGGCUUGGCCGCCCCUCCCACCGCUACUCACUACCGUCUACAGUCGCCUUGCGCUGGGCCCCUAAGCCAGACCACGGUUUUUAUUGGCAAACCCUGGCUGGAGCCGGCGGCCCCAGCAGCGCGAGCGGGUUGGAUACUUAGAGCACAUUCCAAGGCGACCGCCAA